UUUUUCGGAAGUAUCGUGAUAGACCCCCGACUGCCACCGACCGCUGCUGCUGCACAGGCACCUCAACAUCACAUUUCAGGCUAUUUCUACAGAUUCAUCGCUUGUCGGAUACUACUCGUGCACUGCAAAUGCAAGCCAUCAAGUGUGUUGUUGUCGGCGACGGUGCCGUGGGUAAGACAUGUCUGCUCAUCAGCUACACCACUAAUGCCUUCCCGGGAGAGUAUAUUCCCACAGUGUUUGACAACUACUCUGCCAAUGUUAUGGUGGAUGGUAAACCUGUCAACUUAGGCCUCUGGGAUACAGCAGGACAGGAGGACUAUGAUCGCCUUAGACCACUCUCAUACCCUCAAACGGAUGUGUUUUUAAUUUGCUUCUCACUGGUGAGCCCUGCUUCCUUUGAGAAUGUAAGAGCAAAGUGGUACCCUGAGGUCCGCCAUCACUGUCCAAACACCCCUAUCAUACUUGUGGGCACUAAACUUGAUCUGCGGGAUGACAAAGACACAAUUGAACGACUGCGGGAUAAAAAACUUGCUCCAAUCACUUACCCGCAAGGACUUGCCAUGGCUAGAGAAAUUGGUGCUGUGAAGUAUCUGGAGUGCUCUGCUCUUACUCAGCGGGGUUUAAAAACCGUGUUUGAUGAGGCCAUCCGCGCUGUUUUGUGCCCUCCACCUGUAAAGAAGAGGGGCAAGAAGUGUACUGUAUUUUGAGGAACACCACAACUAAUUCCUUCACUGAUAUGCCAUGUAAACAGCGGUUUCUUCCUCUUCAGCUCUGCUGUUAUGAACAGAUAAAUCCAACUUGUGAGGUGAUGAACUGCAGACAUAUAUUUCCAUGGUAUAUCUGAUGUAACAGAUAUAUCAACAUGCCAAAUUUGCUUUGUUAUUAUUAAACUUUGCCUUAAAUUGUUGGUUCAAAACAAAAAUAUGUUGGAAGAGAAUGACAUAAGGCCAUGGCAUGUCUAUCAGAAAGAAUAAUUAGUUAUUAAAGAACAAGCAUAGCUAACUGUAAAGUUCUUACCUUGUUGCAACAAAUGUUAAAUUUUUCAGAGCUUUUUUCAUGUGGAAAUUGUGGCUAUUCAUAUUCUAUCUGCAGGUACUUUUCCCGUGUGGGAUCUGUGAAUGUGUCAGAAGAUAUUGUGAAUAGCGUUUGCGAGUUAAAUGUGUGGCCAUAGUCAGUGCUCUCACUUGAGGGGUGACGGUAAAUACAUUCUUUUUUAAAGUAUUUCACUUUCAGCUUUUAUUGCCUGUUUAACAUUUCAUACUGUACCUGUGUUUUACUGUGAAUGUACUGUAUGUGAUGGUUUAUUAAACAA
Molecule: messenger RNA, 1312 nt
Organism: Rhinichthys klamathensis goyatoka
Lineage: Eukaryota; Metazoa; Chordata; Actinopteri; Cypriniformes; Leuciscidae
Gene: rac3a
Product: Rac family small GTPase 3a
Exons: 6
Coding region: 129-707 (192 amino acids)
Biological process (GO): small GTPase-mediated signal transduction; establishment or maintenance of cell polarity; cortical cytoskeleton organization
Cellular component (GO): cell projection; cell cortex; cytoplasmic vesicle
Molecular function (GO): GTP binding; protein kinase binding; GTPase activity
Source: RefSeq, a predicted model, not a curated record